Messenger RNA from Triticum aestivum (bread wheat), 1053 nucleotides. RefSeq lists its product as uncharacterized. Lineage: Eukaryota; Viridiplantae; Streptophyta; Magnoliopsida; Poales; Poaceae. The coding region runs from base 532 to 1053 and encodes 173 amino acids. The transcript has 7 exons. The record is from RefSeq and is a predicted model, not a curated record.
GACCAACGGGAAGAAAGCGGGAGAGGAGAUGAAAAGGUCGAAAGAAAUCUCACAUCCUGCUCUGCUUCCCACCCAACUCCACAUCCAAAACGCCGCCGCCGCCGCCGCCGCCAACCACCACAUCCAAAGCGCCGCCGCCGCCAACCACCACAUCUCCGACCACCAGGGUCUAUCCCCUCCUCUCCAUCGCGGCUGCUGGUCGCGGAUCGACCUCCCCAUCCGAGGCCAACUCCUCCAUCCACAGCGGAUUCGUCUCCUCCUCCACACCGAGGCCAUGGCAGGGGGAGCACGAAACACUAGCGCCCGCCAUGGCGACCUAGCACCAGGAACCGGCCGGCGCAUCCUGCAGCCGCCGGUCCAGCAUGAAUGCGGCAGCUUGGCCUCAAGGACUCCAAGAUCUGUUUGCAGGCACAGAUGAUGUAUGCGGCAGGCGACGAUGAUGCCGACGCCAACGCCGAGGAGGACGAGGACCCGAGCUCCAGCCUGACCAGCAUGGUCCCUGCUGCCUGCCAGUAAUGACUCCCUGCAGAUAUGCGCCAUAUGGGAGAUCCUUCUCGCCGGACUUCAGGAGAAGGCGGUCCCUCGGCGACGGGUUUGAGAGCUAGCGUGGGUUUUGCCAGACCAUUCAUGCUACCCAGAUGGGAUUGUCGCUCAAUAUCGGCAUGUAUCAUGUAUGCAGCAGACGAGGAUGAUGAUGACGCCGAGGAGGAUGAGGACCUGAGCUCGAGCCUGACCACGAUGGCGCAUAUCACAAGGUCCCUACUGCCUGCCAGUAAUUACUCCCUGCAGGUUUCACAUCAUUCUCAGGAGAAGCGGUGGGUGUUUUUUGACUUUGGCGUUCGGAAAGCACUUGGGAGGGGCCAGUUCGGCAUGUUUACUUGGCCAGAGAAAAGAGGAUUGUUGACAACAACAAACUUUCUGAACAGAACAAUGAGAGUCCCGAACAAUGGGAGAAUGGAGCUUCCCGUCUAUGAACUAAUCGAUCGACUAUAUCGUAUCGAGCUCAAAGGUUUGUGCAACAACAACAAAGCCUUUAGCAUGAAGCCAAACUGA